GCCUGCCCGCGCCCGGUGCCCCCCGCGCCCCCCGGUGCCGCCAUGCCACACAGCUUCAAACCCGGGGACCUCGUCUUCGCCAAGAUGAAGGGCUACCCGCACUGGCCGGCCCGGAUCGAUGACAUCGCGGACGGCGCCGUGAAACCCCCCCCGAACAAGUACCCCAUCUUCUUCUUCGGCACCCACGAGACCGCCUUCUUGGGCCCUAAAGAUCUGUUCCCUUACGAAAAGUACAAAGACAAAUAUGGGAAACCAAACAAGAGAAAAGGAUUCAACGAGGGCUUGUGGGAAAUCCAGAACAACCCCCACGCCAGUUACAGUGCCCCUGCGCCCGCCAGCUCCUCCGACAGCGACGUCCCCGAGAACGACCCCAUGGCGGGGAGCGACGCCGGGGACGACGAGGACGACGCUGCCAUGGCCACGGUGCCCACGGAGAAGGUGGACAGCGAUGAGGACUCGGAGCCAGGCAGCGACCACAGCGGGCUCAAGAGGAAAUCCUUGGCCAUGAAAAUGCCUGUGACAAAAAGGCCUCGGAAAUCCUCCAGUGACCUGGAUCAGGGCAGCCCCUCUGUCACAGAAGAGGAGAACUCAGAAACGUCUUCUGAGUCAGAAAAAAACAGUGACCAGGAUUUCACUCCUGAGAAGAAGCCAGUGGCCCGGGCCCCACGGAGGAUGCCAGCAGCAGGGAGGAAGAAGAAGAAAGUGGAGUCUGGCUCUGACUCUGACUCCAAAGUGGACUCGGAUCUGGAGAUGGGCAAUGCCACCGUGGACAUGACCAAGUCAGACUCGGACUCGGACUCAGACGUGUCGGUGAAAAAGGCACCACGGGGCCGUAAGCCAGCUGAGAAACCCCCUCCCAAGCCCCGGGGCAGGAAACCGAAGCCCGAGCGUGUCCCCAGCAGCUCCAGCAGUGACAGUGACAGCGACAGCGACGUGGAUCGCAUCAGCGAGUGGAAGAGGAGGGACGAGGAGCGGCGGCGGGAGCUGGAGGAGAAGAGGAAGAGGGAGCAGGAGGAGGAGAUCCGGCGGCUCCGGGAGCAGGAGAAGGAGGAGAAGGAGAAGAGGAAGGAGAAGGCAGAGAAGGGCGAGGAGGUGCACUCGGACUCGGACAGCAGCGCCGAGGAUGAAACGGCCAAAAAAGGCCGGAGGGGCCGGGCCAAGGCUGCAUCCUCCUCAGACUCUGAGCUGGAGCAGGAGAAGGAGGUAAAGAAGCCGGUGAAGAAACAGCCCUCGGAGUUGUCAAGGAAACCAAAUCAGAAGGAGAAGAGGGGCCGAGCAGAGGAGAAGCCACGGAACAAAUCUCUGAAGGUGGAACGAGGCCGGAAGAAAUCCGACCCGAUCCCCGAAAGGAGGAUGGAGAAGAAAAAGGAGCCCACAGUGGAAGAGAAACUGCAGAAACUUCACAGCGAGAUCAAGUUUGCGCUGAAGGUCGAUAACCCGGACAUCAAGCGGUGUCUGAACGCGCUCGAGGAGCUGGGCACGCUCCAGGUCACUUCCCACAUCCUCCAGAAGCACACGGAUGUGGUGGCUACACUCAAGAAGAUCCGUCGCUACAAAGCCAACAAGGACGUGAUGGAAAAAGCGGCCGAAGUCUACACCCGGUUGAAGUCGCGUGUGCUGGGACCAAAGAUGGAAUCCAUCCAGAAAGCCAACAAAGCUGGGCCUGAGAAGGACAAGGGGGAGGCAGAGAAGGGCCAGGAGAAGCUGUCGGGAGCAGAGACACGGAAUGAGAAGGGGGAAGAGGAGACAAAUGCUGACCUGUCAGGUCCUGUGAAUGGUGAAUCCCUGUCCCAAAAGUCAGAAGGCACAGAGGAGAAGGACAAGAGCCAAGGGCCAGGAGUUGGGGAGCUGGAGGCAUCCACAGAGGAGCCCCACAACAAUGUCCAGGAUUAUCCCAAGGCCGGGCCCGAGAGAGCUCACGGGGAGUCGGAGGCUGCGGAUGAGGAGGAGGAGGAGAGCUGAGGAA
Sturnus vulgaris (Common starling) is the source of this 1966-nucleotide messenger RNA. NCBI's taxonomy places the organism in Eukaryota, Metazoa, Chordata, Aves, Passeriformes, Sturnidae. The record is from RefSeq and is a predicted model, not a curated record.